Molecule: messenger RNA, 1101 nt
Organism: Aspergillus nomiae NRRL 13137
Lineage: Eukaryota; Fungi; Ascomycota; Eurotiomycetes; Eurotiales; Aspergillaceae
Product: Mo25 family protein
Exons: 6
Coding region: 1-1101 (366 amino acids)
Biological process (GO): intracellular signal transduction
Molecular function (GO): protein serine/threonine kinase activator activity
Source: RefSeq, a predicted model, not a curated record
AUGGCUUUCUUCUUCAACCGUGGUCGAUCCCGACAUCCAUCUGAUAUUGUCCGAUCAAUCAAAGAUCAGUUAGUGAGGCUGCGUGAAUCUCCACCUCCCGCUGCUAAGGUGGAAGAUGAGCUGGCUAAACAACUUAGCCAGAUGAAAUUGAUUGUUCAAGGAACUCAAGAAAUCGAAGUGUCUCCCGAGCAAAGCCUCUAUAUUCUACCCUUUGAAGCUCGAAAGGACACCCAAACCAUAUUUUCGCAUAUUCUUCGUUUCAAGCCCGGCAAUCCAAGCCAGGCCGAUCCGCCGGUUAUUUCCUACAUUGUCCACAACCGACCAGAGGUCAUUAUCGAGCUAUGUAAGGGCUAUGAGCACAGUCACAGCGCAAUGCCGUGUGGCACCAUCCUGAGGGAAGCGUUGAAAUUUGACGUCAUUGCGGCGAUCAUCCUAUAUGACCAGUCAGAAGAUGGGGAGCCGGCCAUCAGACUCAGCGAAGUCCAGCCCGGUGUUCCGCAAACCGGAAAUGGGAUUUUUUGGAAUUUUUUCCACUGGAUAGAUCGAGGGACCUUCGAGUUAAGUGCGGAUGCUUUCACAACUUUCCGAGAAAUUUUGACUCGACACAAAUCCUUAGUAACAGGGUAUUUGGCAACGAAUUUUGACAGUUUCUUUGAUAAAUUCAACGGUGUGCUCGUUCAGUCUGACUCGUACGUCACCAAGCGACAGAGCAUCAAACUGCUUGGGGAAAUUCUGCUGGACCGUGCCAACUAUAAUGUGAUGAUGGCGUACGUUGAGAGCGGGGAAAAUCUCAAGCUGUGCAUGAAGCUAUUACGAGACGACCGGAAAAUGGUUCAAUAUGAGGGGUUCCACGUGUUUAAGGUGUUUGUCGCAAAUCCGAAUAAGUCCGUGGCGGUGCAACGCAUUCUGAUCAACAAUCGAGACCGACUUCUGAAAUUCUUGCCUAGAUUCUUGGAGGAUCGCACUGAUGACGAUCAGUUUACGGAUGAGAAAAGCUUCUUGGUCCGCCAAAUUGAACUUCUGCCUAAAGAACCUAUUGAUCCGGCACGCUCAGCGCGCGAACCAUCUCGGCCGGGUGUCAAUACGGCCACUGUGGCUUAG